AUGGACUAUAAACGGAUGAAACUUGAUGAGUGUCGGGAGCAACUAUUCAAUAUCCGUCGAAAAGUGUUUAUUGAAGAACAAAACUGCCCAGAAAACAUGGAAUGGGAUGAAAACGAAGAGAAGGAUUCACUGUAUUUUGUAGCUUUCAAAGGAGACGUCGCUGUUGGUUGCCUCCGUCUUCGUGAUGUCGAGCCUGAUUUAUUGAAAAUGGAGCGAGUUGCAGUACUAAAAGAAUAUCGUAGAAGACGAAUUGCAACCGAACUUAUCCGAGAAGCUAUGCUUUACACUCAAACUGAAUUGCCAACUUCUUCGAUCUACGCGUACGCUCAAGUAUCAGCUCUUCAAGCCUAUGUAUCUCUGGGAUUUACCGUACUCUCCAAGGUUUGGAUUGAGGAUGGUACAUUCAUUCCACAUCAGACGAUUUUUUGGGGAACUCCUCUUUCUAUUGGAGCGUUUUUGAAACAUCAAGCUGAAAAAGUGGAUACCACCUACGAGGAAUACGAUGCUCGCCAUCCAUCAAUUCUUCCGAAGAUUGAGGCCUACAAUCAAAGACUCGAGGAUCUGGAAAUUUGGAAUAUCUGCUCUCUGCACAUUCAUCUUGAUGACCUUGCUAUAUCAAGGAUAGUGAGAAGACAGUUCACUGAAUUCUGUCUCAAAGCGAAUCGAUAUUUGGAUGGAGAUCUUUCCGUAUCGAAGGAUGUCGUACAUAAAAGUGGACAACUUUUAAAAAUGGCAGAUAGAAAACUGAAUACUGGUCAUUUCAACGAAGUAGACGAAAAUUGGAGGAAGCUGUACGCACUUGUCAGUUUUGUGCAAGCUUUUCUGAUGUUCAAGAAAAACGAUUUUCAGAGAGCGAUCGAAGUAGCUGACAAAGGACUAUGCAUGGGUCGGAUCGAUGAAGAAAAAGUACCACUUCGACAGUUAGCAUGGUUGAUCCACGAAAAUCUACCAGGAGUUUCGGAUGAAAAUUCUAUUCAUCCCAGUUUCUCCUUUGAAGAAAAUACAAAAAAUCAAGCACUUUGUCCGUUAACCAAUUCUACAUCAAUUGAUGAGUGUGAUGAUGAAGAUGAAUCUUGCUUCGAACGAAUUCUAACAUCAGUUCAUAACGAAAAACCUCUAGUCAUUCGAAAGCAAUGUUUGAGCAUGCCAGCUGUUCAAAAAUGGUCAUUUCCAUUUUUACUCAAAGAACUACACAGUCGGACUUUUCCAGUAGAAAUUGGAACGAAAUAUUCUGACGAAAACUGGUCACAAAAGUUGAUGACAUUCCAAAACUUCAUUCGAAAUUCAGAGAACGCGCGUCUCUAUCUUGCCCAACAUCGCUUAUUCGAUCAAGUGCCCCAUCUGAAAAGAGACGUCAUCAUUCCAGAUGUAUGCUUCGCAGAGUCUACUAGUGCUGAAAACGUGGAUGUGAAUAUGUGGAUUGGACCAGCAAAUACUGUAUCUCCACUACAUACAGAUCCACGGAAGAACAUGUUCGUACAGGUUCAUGGCACAAAAUUGUUUCGAAUGGUGGACCCAAAAGAUACAGAAUUCGUUUAUCCAUUUGAUGGUAUACUGUCAAACACAAGUCAGGUAGACGUCGAGAGUCCAGAUCUCUCAGAGUUUCCAGAUUUCGCAAAAGUACGGGUUUAUGAUGCUGUUGUGAAUGCUGGAGAUGCUCUAUUUAUCCCAGAAAAAUGGUGGCAUUUUGUUCGUUCAACGACUCCUUCUAUUUCAAUUUCCUUUUGGUUCGAUUAA
Caenorhabditis briggsae is the source of this 1737-nucleotide messenger RNA. RefSeq names its product Protein CBR-JMJD-5 (gene Cbr-jmjd-5). The transcript has 9 exons. Gene Ontology annotation, cellular component: nucleus. The record is from RefSeq and is a predicted model, not a curated record. The coding region runs from base 1 to 1737 and encodes 578 amino acids. Lineage: Eukaryota; Metazoa; Nematoda; Chromadorea; Rhabditida; Rhabditidae. Gene Ontology annotation, molecular function: acyltransferase activity, transferring groups other than amino-acyl groups; histone H3K36 demethylase activity.